AUGUCUGUCGACUCACGGGGUGAUCUCUUGGAUGAGAAUGAGUCGCAAGACUCUUCGCUGAACAAGGAACCCAAGAGACACUCACUCUUCCAGAGACUCUUUGGCCGAAAGACAAAAGGCCUAUCACGCGCAAAGUCCGCCUCCAACCGCAGCAAAAAACUAAUGAAACGAGUCAACACCGUCCGCUUCUCCUUCAUCUCCCGCGACUCCAAACUCUCCAGCGGCAAAAGCACCCCCCGCUCCACAAUGUUCGAAACCGAACAAGCGCGCCAAGCCCUCCAAUCAAAAGAAGACCUCAACGCCCUCGCAAUCCCAGAAGCAGAGUACGUCGGCCUACUGCGCGACAGCCAGAACGCGUUCGUGCACAUGCAGUAUCUUUCAGGCGCGGGAGCGGUGAUCGUCCACGAUGCCUCGGGUCGUCAGCGGAUUCUGCAGAUGGAUGAGGUUGCGCAGCUCUUUCUGCAGUUGAAGGAUGAAUUGGCUGCGACGACGACGUGGUCGAAGACGGUUUCUUGUCGGGUAAGAGGAGAGUCGGCAUUUAAGCAGGGGAAUCUGCGCGCUGCGGUUGUGGAAUAUCAUGAUGCGUUGAGGAUGUUGCAGGAUACGCCGGGGUUGGACGUCGACAAGCUCGUUCGAGCCGCAUUGCUGCAUGGACUUGGUCAAGCGUACCGGGGACUCAAUAUGCCCGCGGAAUCAGAAGCCUGCUAUCUCGAGUCAUUAGGGCUGUAUAAGCGGGCCCUGGGCCGGGACCACCCAAAGAACUUCGAAGUCCUACAUGACCUAGGCACCCUCUGUGAAAAAGACGGCUACGCAACCGAAGCCGCAGCACUCUAUGAACGUUCCUUCGCAGGCCGCCUGAAAGCACUUGGCCACAACGCCCCCGAAACCCUAAACAGCAUGCAAGACCUUGCCUCUCUCAAAGUGCUCCUCGGCGACCUAGAAUCCGCCCUCAUGCUACUCGAAAAAGCAGUUCCCGCUCUGGACACAGUCUUUGGCAUCCAAAACGGAACCACGCUAAAUGCCAUGAACAAGCUCUCCCACUUGUACCAGAAACUCGGCCUCGACAAGGAAUCUCGCACGAUAUCCGGCCGUACGAUUCCCCACUGCAAGACUUUCUACGGAUUAAAUAACCCGGAGACUCGUGACGCUGUUAUUCGAUACCUGCAGAGCUCGGAUAACUUUGAUUUCCCGGCUGAUAUCAAAGAUAUUCUCGAGCAGUACCGUCGCUCGCGAGACCCCGAGUCCCUCAAGGUCAUCCACCGCCUGGGCCGGUCGUACAUGGACGCAGGGCUUAACCGCGACGCAUCGGAUAUCUUUGAAAAACUUGUCGACGAUUUUUUAGAUGUCAAGGGACCGGAAGCACCGGAAACAUUCGAUGCACUCAGUGCACUGUGCGUUUCGCGCGAACAUCUCGAUUCUAUCGAAAAGGCUAUCCAUGCGUACAAGCAGCUAGUGAACAUGGCGCGAAAAACACCUGAAGACCACCACUCGCGGAAGAGAAUUGGCUACGCCGAGAAGAGAAUCACAGAACUCAACCGUCGACGAGAAAUCCUCGCUGCUGAACGGAGAGAAUGGGGCUUGAACCAGCCCGGUCCGUGCAGGAACUGCAACACGCCAACACCUGUUCUCUGCAAUUCCUGCAAAAUAACCCGCUUCUGCAGCGACCACUGCCACACCGCCGCCAUUGAAGCCCACAUCCCCUCGUGCAUCCCCUCCGUUUCCCUUCGCGAAUCCAAGUCCCUCGCCGUGAAACCUCGCUGCCCACCCGCAGCCCAGGACCAAGCACUGCUUAAAAUCCGUUGCUCUGACCCAGCGGACAUAAACGUGUUAAAUAGUUACACGUUUUAUCUUGAUCCGAGGAACUUUACGACGUUCAGGAUGAGGUUUAGGCCCGAGGUCAAUACGAUUAUUCUGUUUAGUAUGGAUUCGGAUGUUAAGUUUGCUAUGGUUGAUGGGGUUCCUGCGCCUACAUCUAUAACCGCACCAACAGAACAAGACCAAGAAGAACACGAACAUAACCACCUCAACUGGUUAACACCCACAACCCAAGACUGCAUCUCUUUCAACCCACGCACCGACCUUCCCACCACUACCCCCUCCAACACAAAUACAACCACAAGCACCCAAUCCCGCUACCUCCUCGUCACCCCCGGCAAAGAAAUGCUCAAAUCAAUAAUCGACAAACGCGUGCAUGUACGGUCCGGCGGCAGCGGCGCCGGGGACCGUUUUCGCUCGCUGGAUGUGCCGAGUAUGGAGCUUAUUGAGUAUGCGCAAGGACUGUUGCUGACGGGAUAUCUUGGGGAGGCGUUUAUGUAUGUUAUUGAGUGGGAGUGGAAGUAG
This is a messenger RNA of Aspergillus ruber CBS 135680, 2340 nucleotides long. RefSeq names its product tetratricopeptide repeat protein. The coding region runs from base 1 to 2340 and encodes 779 amino acids. Gene Ontology annotation, molecular function: protein binding. The record is from RefSeq and is a predicted model, not a curated record. The transcript has 3 exons. NCBI's taxonomy places the organism in Eukaryota, Fungi, Ascomycota, Eurotiomycetes, Eurotiales, Aspergillaceae.